Molecule: messenger RNA, 1303 nt
Organism: Magnolia sinica
Lineage: Eukaryota; Viridiplantae; Streptophyta; Magnoliopsida; Magnoliales; Magnoliaceae
Exons: 1
Coding region: 191-1186 (331 amino acids)
Source: RefSeq, a predicted model, not a curated record
UCCUCUCUAAACUUUCCUUCUCUUUCUAGUCAUUCUUCUCUGUUGUUUCACCUUUCCACCUUCUAAAUCCUCUCUCUCUCUCUCUCUCUCCAAAUACUUUCCUUGCAAUAUCAGCUUAAUUUUCAUUCCAUAACCAGUGGUAUUUAUACCAUACAAGCAAAAACCCCAUUCUUUUAAUCGCUUCAAAGCCAUGGAAAUACAACUCAUGAAUACAAUCACCGGAUUCGAAGCCGGCAUAAACAGCUUAGAAAACCCAUCUGUCCUGUCCCGCCUCUCCCCUCUCUCUGCCAUCGGAGAAUUCUCCAAAUUGUACAGCUUCUGGACGUGGGGAGCAAUAAUUCUCGCCGCCAUCGCUACUUUCAGCAGCAUAUUGCAUAAGACGAAGAUGUUAUUCCUCAGAUUGCGCGAUUGCAAAUCGGUCAUUCCGGACACGUUGGUCCGAUUCGACGAUGACCCAUUUGAUGAAUCUUGCUCAUCUUCAUCGGAGUCCGACGACGAAGCUGAGCCGUCAACGUUGAAAGGUCGGAUCAAUGAGAGAUCGAUGGACGAUGAGGAUUUUGGAGUAAAGGGUAUCUGUAGUUUCGACGAAGAUCGGUGCGAAAGCAGUAAAUCGAAGUGGUGGUCCAGCAGCGGCGAUGAAUGGUCUUCCGGUGGUGUUGUUAAAUUCUGGGAUGAAUUAGGUUUUGGAUUUGAGAAUUCGAGCGGUUUGAUUUCGAUGUUGGACUUGAACAGAGGAGAGAUUAUACGGUCGUUUUUGGCCGGAGGGGGUCAGAUUCCGGCGAUAUGUGUGCCCUCUCCGGCUGUCGUCAUGUCCGCUGGGGUGGAGAACAUGCGGCAGGUAGCGCUGCGUGUUUGGGACGCGCGAGUUGGCGGGCGGGUCCCGUCGGUCGUCGCCGAGUGGCAGCCUCGCCGGAGGCAGGUUGUGGGUAUCGAUUCCGGUGGGGUGGAGAAGGUGUACGUGAGCGAGGAGGACCGAAGUUCGGUGGUGGUGCGGGACAUGAGGAACGCUGGGUCGCCGUUAGAGGAGAUGACGGAGUGCGACGGACAGACGUGGUUCGACGCGGAUGCGGUGAUGGUGGGUGACGACAGCGAUGGUGAAGGUUAUGACGCCGUUUUAACGGAGGACGAACAAGAGACGUCGGUGGCGACGCGGUGUCGAAACGCUGUACGGUCGUACCUGUUUUAGGUUGUGUCAAAGGUGCAGUUUGCGCGGGACACAUUCGACUGUAAAUAGAUUUUCAUUGUCAUGCAAGGACUAGUGUUUGGCUGUCACGAGCUAUCUUAAUUGAAUUUUUAUCUCCUC